Messenger RNA from Arctia plantaginis, 996 nucleotides. The record is from the annotation of a GenBank genome assembly. Lineage: Eukaryota; Metazoa; Arthropoda; Insecta; Lepidoptera; Erebidae.
AUGGCAGCCACGAUCAAAUUCCAUGAGAAAUUAAACAUAUCAGUGAACUCCAAUGUAAAGGGAACUGAAUACGUUCUGAAUCUUUGCCAUCGGAUGAAAAGAUUAAAGGCGUUCAUCCACGUUUCAACAGCGUACUGUAAUACAGAUCAACAUUUAUUAGAAGAGAAGGUGUACCCACCCAGAGUAAAAAUUGACGAGGUCCUCAGGUUUAUAGAACAGGACGACCAGGAUGAGGAAGUAAUUAAAAAAAGGUUUUUAAAAAGUUUACCGAAUACCUACACAUUUACUAAAGGUCUAGCAGAAAACUACGUAUUGGAUCAUCAUGGCAAUAUUCCUACAGUUAUCGUGAGGCCUUCAAUAGUGUCACCAUCUCUAAGAGAACCUUUAGAAGGCUGGACAGACAACUGGUUCGGCGCCACGGGAAUGAUAGUUGCGACUGUCAAGGGAGCUAAUAGAGUCAUAUUUGGACAUCCACAGAACGUGCUAGACCUAAUACCGGUGGAUUAUGUCGUAAAUGCUAUUAUUGUAGCUGCUUCUCAAUGUCGUGAAACCCUGGCUGUUUACAAUUGCUGCACAAGCUCCUGCAAUCCUUUAACCUUACAAAUGCUCUUAAAUUGUGUCAAGGAGACUGCUAUCGCAAUUGGAUUCCAUGACAACUCUUUUCCAACUGUGAUAUUCACAAACAAGAAAUGGAUGCUGCUAAUCCUGACGUUUCUACUGCAAAUAAUACCUGCUUAUGUGGGUGAUUUGAUUCUUUGGGUGGUGGGGAAAACACCAAAGUACGUAAAAUUGCAGUCUCAGGCGAUCGCAGUCCGAAGCCUCAUCAAUUUCUUUACGUCUAAUUCCUGGGAGAUGAAAGUGGAUAAUGUUAAAACUCUAUACGCAUCUCUUUCACAUGCUGAUCAAAGAGAAUUCCCAUGCGAUCCCUCCGAUAUUAACUGGAACAAAUAUAACAACAACUUUGUACUCGGGAUUAAAAAGUACCUAAUGAAUUAG